Messenger RNA from Uranotaenia lowii, 2038 nucleotides. RefSeq names its product negative elongation factor B (gene NELF-B). Gene Ontology annotation, biological process: negative regulation of transcription elongation by RNA polymerase II. The record is from RefSeq and is a predicted model, not a curated record. NCBI's taxonomy places the organism in Eukaryota, Metazoa, Arthropoda, Insecta, Diptera, Culicidae. Gene Ontology annotation, cellular component: NELF complex; nucleus. The coding region runs from base 186 to 1949 and encodes 587 amino acids. The transcript has 3 exons.
AACAAAAAUGGCGUCUGUUUUGUUUUGAGAUUUUUCUGCGUGCGGUGGGCGGAGUGUUUUGGCUGUCUGUUGGAAGUUUUUCCGAGAUUUUUCCACCUAAAUCGAUUAUUCAUGUAGAAAACUGGACUCAAUUCUUUGAACUUAAAUUGGAAAUCAAAACCUGCUGGUAAUAAGAAAUCGUCAACAUGUCGGCGCCCCCGAAAUUUGCCGGCACUGGCCUGGAAGAGGUAAACGUUCCCGGGCAAGCCUAUCUCCGUGAUGCAUUGUCCUGCUGCGAUGACCCGCUCAAGGCAAUUGAAAAUUUCCAGCUGGAAAACGGCAUUCUGCUACCAUCGUUGCGACCGAUGCUUCCUCUGUUGGAUUUGCACGGAGUGAGGAGGUUGGAUUUUCACACCUCGGUUCUGGAGGAAUUGAGGGAUAAGUUGAUAGCUCACAUCAAUGAAGUGGGUGCCAAGGAAGGUCGGGAGCGGGAUCGAAAGUUGAAGGAACUGCUGGUCAAGAGCUUUCCGGUGGUUCGGGUGAAAGCUCUGCGUCCGGUCGUUAUGUGCAUCCUGAGGAAUACCGCUCACAUCGAUGAUAAAUAUCUGAGGAUUUUGGUGCGGGAUCGGGAGCUGUAUCAGGAUACGGACACCGAGGUUAAGCGGCAGAUUUGGCGGGACAAUCAGUCCUUGUUUGGGGAUGAAGUUUCGCCGUUGCUUUCCCAGUAUAUUCGCGAGAAGGAACACAUUUUGUUUGAUCAUUUAAAUUUGAACAAUUUGUUCUUCACUCCGACGCCAAAAGUGCGUCGUCAGGGAGAAGUUGUUCAGAAGUUGGCCCACAUGAUAGGGAACAGCGUCAAAUUGUACGACAUGGUUUUGCAGUUUCUGAGAACUUUGUUCCUUCGCACCCGAAAUGUCCAUUACUGUACUUUGAGGGCUGAACUGCUGAUGGCGCUACAUGAUCUGGAAGUUCAGGAUAUCAUAUCGGUCGAUCCGUGCCACAAGUUUACCUGGUGUUUGGACGCUUGUAUUCGUGAGAAGAAUGUCGAUAUCAAACGGUCCCGGGAGCUUCAGGGUUUCUUGGACAACAUUAAACGGGGCCAGGAACAAGUUUUGGGUGAUCUUUCGAUGACGUUGUGCGACCCGUACGCGAUCAAUUUCUUGGCAACAUCUGCGAUUAAAAUUCUGCAGCAUCUGAUCAACAAUGAAGGUUUGCCGCGAGAUAAUACUAUUUUGAUUCUGCUGCUGAGAAUGUUGGCUCUGGGUUUGUCCGCCUGGAUUAUGAUAGAUUCGCAGGACUUUAAGGAACCGAAGCUCGAUAGCCAAGUGGUGACGAAAUUUCUGCCAGCGCUGAUGUCCCUGAUGGUGGAUGACCAGGUCCGCAAUCUGCACGCCAAACUCCCGCCGGAUGAGCGCGAGAGUGCCAUCACGACGAUCGAACAUUCCGGUCCGGCGCCAGACGCCGUCGAAGCUUACAUUCAGGAAAGCUCGGUUGCUUCAAUUUUAGCUAUGUACUACACGUUGCACACGGCUCGCCAAAAGGAUCGUGUUGGAAUCCUACGUGUGAUGGCCAUUCUUUCGUCCUGCAAAGACGAUCGAGCCUACGAGGAUCCGUUCCUGCAUUCGUUGAUUGCUCUGACGAUUCCGAUGGCGGAGGAAUUUUCCAACGAGGACUUCUGUACCGGACUGUUCGAUGAGUUUCUGUUUGCCGGGCUGACCCGGGACAAUGUUACCCGGCACAUGUUGAAGCUGCUGUGGUACGUGCAUCAGAAGUUGCCCCAAGGACGGCUACAGACGCUAAUGAAGGCGCUCCAGCCGAAUGCCCAACACCAUGAGAAUGUUCACAAACUGUACGAGAAUCUUCAGAAGCGGGUGAUGGCCGUUCAUCACGAACCGGCACCGGAACCGAUGGACACAGACUUUGAUUCGCCGCUGAAGAGCGUUCCAACCCCGGGACCGCACUACGGUUGAGUAUUUUUGAAGAUUACAGACGAAUAGGAUUUUUUCUUAGGAUAAGCACUGAAUGGAAACAAAAUAAACCUAGUUUUUAAACGUGUAAA